This is a messenger RNA of Plectropomus leopardus (leopard coralgrouper), 2084 nucleotides long. RefSeq names its product dysbindin domain containing 1 (gene dbndd1). Gene Ontology annotation, biological process: negative regulation of protein kinase activity. The record is from RefSeq and is a predicted model, not a curated record. Lineage: Eukaryota; Metazoa; Chordata; Actinopteri; Perciformes; Serranidae. Gene Ontology annotation, cellular component: cytoplasm.
UGGUGGACUCGCUCUGUGAGUCAGCGCACUCAGACAGCUCCGAUGGCAGAGCGGGGCAGGUGGACCGAGCAGGAGAAACCAACAUCACCUGUUAGGGAAAUCUAGACCAAGCGAGGACAAACAAAGAAGGAGGAGCAGAGUCUUUGGAGAGCAGGGGUCUGGUUGUGUCUACCCACACACCCCACCCUACUCUCUCAUAUGCACACACACACAGACGCACUCUCCCCUUGCCUCUCCCUUCCUCCCUCCCCGUUUGUCUCCUCCACUCUCUAAUGCUGGUGUGGUGAACAGCAGGACACUCUCGGCUGAGCUGCAUGGAGGCACAGGGAGGGGCAGGGAGCCCAGAGCCCAAUAAAGACAUCCAGAAGCUGCUGAAGCCCUCCAGCUCAGGUGACCUAUCCAAGGAGUUGUUCCACCACCCAGCAGGGGAGGAGGAGGAGGGUGGCCUGUCAGGGCACACUGCUAGCCUGCUGCACAUCACUGAGAAGAGACAACCACUGAGUAGUGUGUCUUCUUUGGAGGUGCACUUUGACCUCCUGGAUCUGACUGAGCUUACUGACAUGUCUGACCAGGAACUGGCUGAAGUUUUUGCUGACUCUGAUGAGGAGAACCACAACGAGUCCCCAGCAGGUUCCCACCAGCCUAUGCUUCCUAGAGGUGGAUACAUGCGCUCUCCCUCAUGGACACGCUGCAGCAAAGUUGAGCCCCCACGAGAGAGAAAGCACCACAGCGACUCAGACACCGCAGAGCCCUUAAUGAAGCUGGAGAGGCCGAAGCAGCCGUGAUAUCUUAUGUGAAACAGCAGCUAGAGAAAACCCAGAGACAGACAGGCACAUCCAUGUCUGUGGGAACACAAUGUGGACCAAGAGGCCCCCAUCUGCCACUGUACACUCACAUAAAGUUUCAUGGUGCUGAGGAGUUCAAAUUGAGCUCUGGACAACGUGUUCUGUACUCUAACUAAUGAUGUUGAGAUGAGCAAUACACAAACUCUCCUCCUCUCUCUCCCUCUUUCUCUCUCUCUCUCUCUCGCACUCACACACACACACACACACACACACACACACAAAAUCAUUGUAUUUUUCAUGCAAGGGGUUCUUAAUGCACUCUGGGGUGCCAGACAAUUUUAAGCUUUGUUUUUGAAUGACAGACAGGGUAUGAGGUCAGCAGAAUAACAGCACCUCCAUCCUUACAGCCUCUCAGGGUGGGAAAUAGCCUGGGCAGUGAGAUUGGUUCCUAAAUUGUGUCCACAGCAUGUGGUCAGAAGUUUAGAACUGGGAUUCACAUUGAAUUACCAGGAUGUGAUUUGAAACAUAAAUCAACAGAGCUGGUCAAAAUAAAACAUUGCUCUGAGGCUAUUACUUAACGUGUUGGCUUGAGAAUGGGACACAUUUUUUUUCUGUUACCUGCAAUAAAGGUAACUUGUGGAAAUGGACAUCAGUGAGGCAGCACUCUUCAUAUCCACCACACGUUCUCCAUCGUAAUGAAGAAUGUGUGUUGUUAUUAUAAUUGCCUAGUUGAAAAUUUUUGCACUUGUCUCACUGGAAUGUAUUUACAGUGCCCCCCAGAAUUAUUGGCAUUUGGUUUAGAUGACACAUAAGAUAAACAGACCAAGUAGCAAGCUAUAUGCAAUAAACUUUGCCAUAGUCAAAUACUUUUUUCCCCCAGAUUGGUUUAGAGAAAUUAUUUCUGAUUUCUUUAUCAUUUAAAAAAACAAAAAAUGACGGCUGCCAGAGAUGCUGCUGCUAAGGUCAUUAGAGCUAGUUUGUGCAUUAACUCGAUGGGUGAUAUUUGAAGCAGCUAGAAACCAAGUGAGAAUUAUAGUCAGGUGGACUUGUGAGCUUUGCAUGAAUGCCAAAAAACAACAAAGUGCCAAAAAUGUUGUAGUCAUCUUUUAAAAGAUGAGUUCAACUCACAGUGAAAUAUUUCUCAUUCAUUUCAUUUCAGCAGCAAAGGCCAUAGCUGAUUACUUGAUUUAUUUGUCUCACGUUUAACUUUACCAGGAGUGCCAACAAUUCUGAAUGCUGUGACACAAUGGAUCUUAAGUGACACUGGGAUGAUAGAAGAAUUAAAGUCUUGAAAAAGUA